CCUCCUCACCCCCUCCUUCGCCCGCCCGCCCGCCCGCCGCUACCCCAAGCUUCCCGGGGGGCCUAGCUUCCGGCGCUUCUAGCCGUGCUGCUGUGGAGGCGAGAGGUGAGGGCCAGCGAUGAUGGGCCGAGGUGGCGGCGGCGGCGGCGACGGCAGCGGCAGCGGGGAGGCCGCCGCGCCGCUGUUGGGGAGGGCGGCGCUCCCCUUCUUCCACCCCAGCUGCCCCGGCUGCAGGGUGGACAGGAGGAACGAGGGGAGGGAGGGGGUCCCCUACACGGAGCUCUCCCUCAUCUGGCUCGUCACCGUCUCCUCCACCCUGCCGAUACAGUCUCUGUUUCCGUUCUUGUACUUUAUGAUAAGGGACCUGCAUAUUGCUAAAGAAGAAGAAGAUAUUGGAUUUUAUGCUGGUUUUGUUGGUGCGUCAUAUAUGUUUGGAAGAACACUCUCCUCUGUGAUAUGGGGUAUGGUGGCUGAUAAGCACGGGAGGAAGCCAGUAAUUGUGACUACCCUUAUCUCAAUAAUAAUCUUCAAUACACUCUUUGGACUCAGCUCGAGUUAUUGGAUGGCAUUAACCUCAAGAGGCCUUCUUGGGUUGAUGUGUGGUAUACUUGGUCCAAUUAAGGCUUAUGCUACAGAAGCAUGCCGAAAAGAACACAGCCACCUUGCACUAUCCCUUGUUUCUUCCUCACGUGGCAUAGGCCUUAUUGUGGGACCAGCUAUUGGUGGUUAUCUUGCACAGCCUGCAGAUAAAUAUCCAAGCAUAUUCUCUGAGAAGUCUAUAUUUGGGAGGUUUCCAUAUUUUCUUCCCUGCUUAUGCAUUUCACUCCUUGCCAUAAUUGCUCUAAUUGCUUCCUUCUGGCUCCCGGAAACUUUGCAUAAGCACACUAAGGAUAUGGUUCUAAAUGAUUCAAUUGCUGUAGAAGAAUGCCUUUCUGGUCCAACUGCUGAAGAAAAUAGCGGUGGAUGUCUAAAUUUAUUCACAAAUUGGCCAUUGAUGUCUGCUAUCACUGUAUAUUGUAUAUUUUCUCUUCAGGAUGUGGCUUAUGCUGAGGUAUUUUCUCUGUGGGCUGUCAGUGACAGGAAGUAUGGUGGAUUAAGCUUUUCUUCCCAAGAUGUGGGUAGUGUCCUUGCAUUCUCAGGUCUCUUCCUCCUGGUAUACCAAAUAUUGGUCUACCCAUCAGUGGCAAAAUCUGUAGAACCCAUCACGUUAGUCCGUAUAGUGGCGAUCUUGACUAUACCACUUCUAUCUAGCUAUCCAUUUAUGGCUGGAUUAUCAGGGUUCGUUCUUCACUUGAUAGUAAACUGUGCAUCUUUUCUGAAGAAUGCUUUCGCUGUAACAACUAUCACUGUAUUUAACAUCUUAAUGAAUGAUGCUGUGGCUCAGGACUUUAGAGCUUCAGCCAACAGCAUUGCUGUAACUCUGAUGUCCAUUUGUAAAGCAAUAGCUCCAGCUAUUGCAGGAGUUAUAUUUUCAUGGGCUCAAAGGCGUCAGACAGCUUCAUUUCUUCCAGGCGACCACUUGGUAUUCUUCAUACUGAAUGUUUUCACAGUCAUAGGUCUCGUGAGCACUUUCAGGCCGUUUUAUGCUAGAAGCAGCACGAAGCACUGAUGCAUCACUUAGCACACUAACCAUUCUACGGAGACCUGACGUCUGAGAAGCCAAUACUCUUUUUGGCACAGUAUUUUCUGUACGCCACAAACCAUUCUUAUGCACUGCAAAAGUACUUCGAUUUUUCAGACCAAUAAAAUACUUCGGUUUGGAAUGAUGAUCUUGGACUUGCACAGAAUACCGCAUUUUGUAUAUUGGAUGAUGUGGUUCAAUACUGCCAUAUCUCUUGGCUGCCAUUCAGCACUGAAAUUC
Oryza brachyantha (malo sina) is the source of this 1861-nucleotide messenger RNA. Its product is annotated as probable peptide/nitrate transporter At3g43790. NCBI's taxonomy places the organism in Eukaryota, Viridiplantae, Streptophyta, Magnoliopsida, Poales, Poaceae. The coding region runs from base 119 to 1609 and encodes 496 amino acids. Gene Ontology annotation, biological process: transmembrane transport. The transcript is spliced from 17 exons. Gene Ontology annotation, molecular function: transmembrane transporter activity. The record is from RefSeq and is a predicted model, not a curated record.